Messenger RNA from Cyanidioschyzon merolae strain 10D, 552 nucleotides. RefSeq names its product mitochondrial inner membrane insertion complex subunit Tim22. Gene Ontology annotation, molecular function: transmembrane protein transporter activity. Gene Ontology annotation, cellular component: TIM22 mitochondrial import inner membrane insertion complex. The transcript has a single exon. Gene Ontology annotation, biological process: protein insertion into mitochondrial inner membrane. The coding region runs from base 1 to 552 and encodes 183 amino acids. Lineage: Eukaryota; Rhodophyta; Bangiophyceae; Cyanidiales; Cyanidiaceae. The record is from RefSeq and is a predicted model, not a curated record.
AUGAGUGCGGGAACAAGUCCCGUCUCACGCAAGUCUGAGGAAGCAGACGUGGUGAAACCGAGACUUCCCCCGAAUCUUCAGUUUCCAGAACGAAAUCCUUCAGAAAAAUUUGCUGAGAUGGUGUUGGAGUCUUGCGCAUUCAAGGCCGUAGCUGCGGCAAUCGCUGGUGGCGGUCUUGGCGUUGCCCUGGGACUCUUCAUCGGCGGCUUUUCAGCCGAGUUAGAUCGGGCUGUCGAAGCGCAGUCGCCGUGGCGAGAGCAGCUUCGAGCAUACGGGAAAGCGCUUGCGGCCCAGAUCCGAACGUAUUCGAAGAACUUUGCCCUCUGGGGAGCAACAUACACUAUCGCGGAGUGCUCCGUGGAGAAGUACAGGGCGCGUCACGAUCUCUGGAAUAGCCUCAUUGCCGGCUGUGCGACUGGUGCUGUGCUAGCUUCCCAGCCGCGAGCGUCCAUGAGUGCUCGAACGCGCGGCCAGCAGAUGUCGGUCGGCUGCCUGGGCGUCGCAGCGUUUAGCUGUGCCAUCGACUACUGGCUAGAGCAUCGGCACGCGUGA